CGUCUUGAGCACGAACAGAGAGCGAGAGAGAGGAGGGCGUGAGGGAAGGGAACUAGGGAAGGAGGUGGGAGGGAGAAGGGAGGAGAGAGAGAGCGGUUCAACGACGGAAGACGGCUACCAUGGCUGCCGUAGAUCCUGAGAUUCGGACGGUUCUUCUCACGAGGAUCCCGAGAUGGGUGCGGCAGAAUCCGGACACAGAGUUCGUCGUCGGCGGGAUCUCAAGGUCUAUCGAGAUGACCAUAGCCCCGACAGUCGCCAUAUCUUACCCCCCCCAUGGGUUUGACGACAUACGGGUUGAAUUCUUGAGCCACGAUUCUGCACGAGAGGCCAUGCGCUUCUACAAUGCAAAGGAGAACAAGUCCGAAGGGUUCACCCUCGGAUGGAGCGCCUACAACAUAAAACCUUCAGGCAACUCCCAUCCGAAUCCAACCCGCUGCCCCGUUCGUUAUCGGUUUCCGGAAAGAGAUAUUCAAGCCGUUGCACGGCCAAAUGAACACAUACCUCCUGAACCGGUGCAUCCUAUGGACCCCUAUUGGUUUUGCCGGUACAAUCCAUAUCAACGGGAGAUCGGAAGACAAGUUCACUACAUGUGGUCACCACCCGUCCCGCCACCUCAGACCUUCAUGUGGGUGCCGCCACCUCAGGCCUACAUGUGGGUACCGCAGCCACACCAUCAGGGUCCGCUCUCAGCGCUGCACCCACAGCAGAUGGGCCCACCGCGAGCACCACGGCCACACCAGCAGGGUCUGCAGCCGCUUCCGCAGCAGCAGGGUCUGCAGCCAGCACCCCAAAACCCCAACUGGCAGCAACAUCAGCAGGGUCACCAGCCGGUUCUGCAGCAGCAGCCGCAGCUACAGCAGCAGGGUCUGCAGCCAGCACCCCAAAACCCCAACUGGCAGCAACAUCAGCAGGGUCACCAGCCGGUUAUGCAGCACUGGCAGCAACACCAGCAGGGUCACCAGCCGGUUCUGCAGCAGCAGCCGCAGCUACAGCAGCAGGGUCUGCAGUCAGCACCCCAAAACCCCAACUGGCAGCAACAUCAGCAGGGUCACCAGCCGGUUCUGCAGCAGUUUCGGCAGCUACAUCAGCAGGGUCUGCAGCAAGCACCCCAAAACCCCAACUUGCAGCUACCCCCCCCCUGGCAGCAACAUCAUCAGGGUCACCGGCCGGUUCUGCAGCAGCCACAACAGCUACACCAGCAGCAUCAUUAUGCAACACAUCCACUCCAGCAGCAUCAUCAGGCGCCGGUGCUGUACCAGCGUCCGCAGGGUCCUUGACCAAUUUCAAAUUGGUGGCCAGUUGAGAUUAUUUUUUUACCACUCGAGAAAAGUCCUUUGAGCCGGUUCUCGCCUCUGAGGUUUUAACUCUGCUCUGAUUGCUGACUCAUGUAGCCGGAGUUCGUGUUAAGUUGGCUUUUUUUUUUUUACCUGGUAAGCCCAUAGCCUCAUUUUUUGUUGGCUUGGCAUUUUUGUUACCUGCUAAGAGAUGGUGGUCUAGAAUUUAACUCGUGGCGCCUUGUUCUAUCAUGGUUUUGAACUUGUGGGCUUAGCAAAAUAGAAAACUUGUGCCUGUAAUCUCCUGGUUUUACCCCUGGUUUGGGAUUGGUGGAUCCUUUUUGGUAUAGAUGGUUAUAUGUAUCUAGUCUACUUCUAA
Messenger RNA from Lolium perenne, 1653 nucleotides. RefSeq lists its product as uncharacterized. The record is from RefSeq and is a predicted model, not a curated record. NCBI's taxonomy places the organism in Eukaryota, Viridiplantae, Streptophyta, Magnoliopsida, Poales, Poaceae.